AUGGAGAGCGGACUGCAACUCCUGCACUUUUUAGUAACGUUUCCUCUCAUCGGCGGCUCACCUUUCCAGUACAGCAUGUUUCAGGGAAACGCGUAUUCUGCUCCAGAAACGCGGCAAAGAAGCAAAAACUGGUGCGCCUAUGUUGUGCGUAAAAACGUGAGCUGUGCGGUCGUUGGAGGCACGGAGAGUUUCCUGCAGCCGGAGCUGCUGCCGUGCCCGCCCGAGCUGCCAAACUGUGCGCAACAAGUGAUAUAUCAGACACAUUUCAGACCAAUGUACAAAAUUGCCUACAAAACUGUGACAGAGCUGGAGUGGAGGUGCUGCCCGGGAUAUCAGGGCCGUGACUGCAUGGAGGUGAAGGACCUUAAGCUACUCCAAGUAGAACGCUUGCCCCAAACUCGCUCUCCCUUUGGCCAUUUUCCAGUCCCACAUGACGAGAGAACGGAGGAACGCAGAAAUAAUCCGAUGGGAAGAGAAGUGGACGCUGGAGGUCAGAUAUAUGAACAGCCAGUAAGGGCUCAAGGAAGAUCUCGAAGUGCGCCACAUCUGGAAGAAGAGGUGCAGCGUCUGUCCCAGAUGGUUCUGGACAUGCAGGAGAGAAUGACAGACAUGGCGUCCAACCUGAGGUUGGAUUUCCAGGAGGAUGCCAGUAAAAUGCUAGUUACGUUGCUGAAUGAUGUCAAACAGCCCGCCAGUGCACGGGGCGGCGAGACGGAAACUAUUCAGGUGCAGGACUUCUCUUUAGACCACGAGAUGUUGCCGAUGGACAGUGUCAUGAAUAAGAUUAACCAGGUCACCCAUGAUCUGGAGACCAAGAGCAAUGCCCUGGAUGACUUGCUUGGUCGAGUCACCCUCCACGAUGGACAAAUUCGUCUUUUAAUGGAGGCAUCCCACACGCCAUACCUGUCCACUCCUGCUCCCUCGACCAGUGACGCAGACCUGCGAGCCUACCUGAACGAUAAGAUCCGGGAACUGAGAGAGGAGAUGAUGGAAGGCAUGGACAUCAAACUCGCGGACUUGAAGAACUCCUGUGAAUAUAAAAUCAUCUCAGUUCAGGAGCAAUGUGAAGGCCAGGAGACCAACUACCUCAGUCUGGCUGAGCUCAUUGAAUCAAAGGAAAGCGACCUCCUCAAACAGAUCCAGGACCUAAAGACCACACUCCACCUGAACUCAUCAGACGGGAGUCUGGGGGCACAGUGUCUCUCUGUGGAGGAGAGGUUGCAUAACAAACAGGAAGAGGCCAUCCGAGAACUGAAGGAGGCGAUGGAGGAUAAGCUGGCGUCCUUGGAGGACAGACUUACAACCAUUUUAUUAGAUGCGAGCACCAGCUCCCCAUCUGGUGAUCAGAAAGAGGGACCAGAUGCUCUGCAGAACGACAUCGGUGCACUAAAGGACUCUGUUCAAUCUCUGGAGCAUAGACUAAACGGUAUGGAUCAUAUGUGCUCGCAAGAGUGCAAAGCCCAUUUGACAACUUUAGAAAACCUCCAGCAAGACUUCCAUAGCUUUAGAGCUAUUGUGGAUGCCAUGGAGACGCAAAUAAAAGCUCAGAUAAGUGACAUUAGAGCCCUGGAGGGGCAAGUCCUCAACCACAGCAGCAGCUUUGAGAGUAUAAACGGCAGCUUAAAUGACCUCAAAGGCCAUGUGGGCAAACUGGAGGACUCAUUAUCAGACGUGGUCCAGCAGCAGUCUCAAACACUGAAUUCAUCCUGGGGUCGAGUCGGAGCAGACGCUGAACGGGAGGCUAAGGAACUUUUGGAGCUCCACAGGGAGCGACAUCAUAAGCUAAGGAAACAGCUUGACGAGUUCGGGAGGGAAGUGAAGGCUGAGGCCGACCACUGCAGGGAAAAAACGCAGCAUAUUGGGGAGGGGAUCACCCAUAUGGACAGACGCAUCGUUAAUGUAGAGACUUUAUGCAGUAAGCUGGAUCCCAUCUCUGAAAGCCUCAAGAGAAUCAAAGAUGGGCUGAAAAAGCAUGUCACUGGGUUGUGGAAUUGCGUGAAAGAACUCAACAUCACGGUGAGAGAUCAUGGUCACAAUAUUGGAGGGUUGAGAGGAACUUACCAGACUCUGCAGAAUCACGUCUCAAAUGUCGCCAGAGAUCUUCAGGUUUUAUCAAAAAGCUCACCUGGGAACGAAGGUGCCCCGGUCCAGCAGGGGAAGCUGGGACCUCCUCAUGAUUCGAGCACGAGCCUGAAGGUCCCGCUGGGACCCGUGGACACACCGCUCCCACAGCCACGGGUGCUGGAGACCGGAGAGGCGGGCCCUCCAGCCUCACCUGUUAAAUCUACCGAAUCGCUAAGAGCUGGCGUGUCUCUGAUCUCAGAUUUGAGCGAGGCUCUCAGAUCCCCUCAACAUAAGCCAGCUAUUGCUUCAGACAAGGUGUCCUUCUCCGCGGGUCUGACUCUUGCCAAAUUUCAAGGACAAUCUGGGAUUAUUCGCUUCAACAAGGUGCUGGUCAAUGAUGGAGGUUAUUAUGACCCUCUUACAGGCGUCUUCACAGCUCCUACAGAUGGCCGCUAUCUGCUGACGGCCGUGCUCGCAGCCCAGCGGGGCCAGAAGGUGGAGGCAGUGCUGCUGGUGUCCAAUCAAAACAUCCAGAAGCUGGACUCCACUGGUUUCUCGUCUGAAGCUUCACACCAAGGAUGUAACUGCAGCAGUUCGACUCCGCUGAGCCUGGUUCUGUCACUGAGGCGAGGAGACCGAGCGGGACUGGUCCUGACCGCUGGAAAGCUGGCCUCCUCGGCAUCGCCGCAGAUCCUGUCCUCCUUCAGCGCCGUGCUCCUGUACAGAAGCCCGUCAGCACGGUAGCUCCUGAAGUGGAUUGUUGGUUUGUUUCUCAGAACACAACAAAGACGGAGCAGAUGGAACGAACUUUUUACUUGUUUUACAAGUAGUAAUAUAUAGUGUUUAUUGCGAUUAACUUGUACUGUUACGUAUUUUUUCUGGCUCUUACCUUGGUUCAACAGUUGACAGGAAUCUAACUCUCAUUUUUGAUAUUUGAAACACAGAAUACCACUGAAUACAUACUAACACAGAAAUAAACUAUCCUCAGAACUUUGAACAGGAUACAACAACAUACAAA
Molecule: messenger RNA, 3082 nt
Organism: Cololabis saira (Pacific saury)
Lineage: Eukaryota; Metazoa; Chordata; Actinopteri; Beloniformes; Belonidae
Gene: emilin2b
Product: elastin microfibril interfacer 2b
Exons: 9
Coding region: 1-2808 (935 amino acids)
Molecular function (GO): protein binding
Source: RefSeq, a predicted model, not a curated record